AUGGAAAUAAGCAAUACAUGGUCUAAUUAUAAUAUUUUAUUGAAUACUAUAUUGGAAAAUUCUAGAUCUCUUUAUCUUGGCUUUAAUGAUGGUAUAUUGCAGUUGUAUUCUUGCGAAGAAAAUAUUAAGCAAGAAAUAAAAUUAGAAAUGAGUAGAUAUUUGAAUACAAUUCCAAGUAUUGUAUAUUCAUUUCCUUUUUCUUUUUGUUUAAGUAAUUUUGAUUUUAGAGAUAUUAUAAGCAAUAGUUAUUAUAAUUACUUAUCAGUUGAUAAGGAUACUUGGAUAAUAAAUUCAUUCUCAAAUUUUUACGACAUCAUAGAAAGUAUAGGAAAUUGCAUGGAUAAAAUCCUCUCCAAUGCACUUGCACAAGAAUCCGACUUUCUAUUAGAACCAAUAAUUGAUUCUAAAAAACAAAUUUGGGCAAUCCAUCAAAAAAUGAGAAAUUAUUCAAUUAAUAACCCAAAUGAAGAGUUUGCAUUUGGUCAAAAUACUUUAAUUUGUAAUUAUUCUAUGAUACUCGAUUUGGAAGGUAGCCCAAGAAUCACAGGAGUUGUAAUUAAUGGGAGCGAAUAUCAAGCACCUAUCUUUACAACCGAGACAAAAUCACAAGAUUUAGAUCGCACUAACUUAACAUAUAACGGGGUUGAUAUCAAAACUGAAGAAGUUGAAGAAAUUAACCACGAUCAUAUUCUUUUAGAAACUCAAACAAAUAAUAGUGAUCAACUAUAUCCGAAUCAGCUUAGCUCUAUAGGUCAGGAAUUCGAAGAUAGAACAUUUCAAAGAAAAUUAAUUGAACUAGAUUAUUUAAAUCAACUAAGAACUAUUAUACAGGAAAGAAACCAUUUUUUUGUAAAUAAAACAAUUUCAAGAGCCCUAAAUAAUUCGACUAGUGUUCUGGAUAAUAAUGAUAGUUCAAAAUCACCAUUUAAUAGAACAAUAUAUAUUCCAACAUCUUCUAUAUUAAGCAAUAUUGAAGUAUUUUCGGAAGGUAUGAAAGAGCUAGAAAGAAAUUUAAGUAAUAAUUUGGUUGGCAGUAUAAUAUUUAUUCAAAUUCUUUCGUUAAUAAUAAUUCUCAUUUCUAUGCUUUUUGUUGUUUUUAUAUUUAUUCCACUAAUAUUAGUGGAGAAUGAAAAAGGAAAGGAAAUAUUCUCAAAUUAUGGAUUUUUAAUACUAGAAAGAUAUAAAUAUUUUUCCAGAAAGUAUUCAAACGAGAUUAGUAGUUCUUUGACAGAAUUCUACUUAUUAUUUGAGCAACUUUUUAGUAUUAUUCAUAAAAUGGUAGAAAAACCAAAAAAAAAUUACGCUAUAAAUACCAAAAAGAUAAAUGAAGCUCAGAAUUUUGAUAAUACCAAAAAUGUAGAAUUGAUCUUCAUUUACAAGCAAUUAAUUGGAAUAAUUAAGUUUAAAUUAUUUUACCUCAGGAAAUUCUCUAUUUGUAGCUCAUAUUGCCUAGCAUUAAUUAACGAAUACCACAAAAAUUUGAAUAUUGAAGAUAUUAACGAAAAUAAUACAAAUAUGAAUUCAAUAUUGGAAAUUGUUUCGAAAUUAAUAGACGGAAAUUCACUAAUGAUUGAAGUAAGAACUAAGACAAACAAUGAACAAAUUAAUAAUAUCGAUUUCUUCAAAUCAAUCUUAAUUUAUAUCAUCAUUUCCAAUUUAGUUUAUUUAACGAAUUCGAUUUUAGGCGAAAACAAAAGAAUAAAGCUCAUCUCUGAAAAAAAAUCAAUCAUACUCUCAAUAGGUUCAGAAGAAGAAAAUAGAUAUUUGUUAAAUAAUCAAUUUAUUUUGUUAAAUAUAUUAAAUUCCAUUGGCGAAAAUUGCAGUUCAAAUAUAGAUGAAUGCUUUGAGGAAUUUGUUAUCGAAAAUAAUUGGCUUAAUAUUUUAAUUGAACAAUUAAAUUUGGAAUUUUCUAUUAGAACAAAUUCGAAGGAAAUACUAAUUGAAAUAUCAAGCAAAAAUAACACUAAAAAAGUAAUUUUGUGUCCAGGUGAAAAAAAUAUAAAAAAUGAAAUAUUGGAAAAUGGUUUAUUUGUAUUAAUUCUAGAAAACAAUAAUUCAUAUCAAAAUUACAUUAUUGAAGAAGAAUGUUCAAAAAUGGGAAUUAAUUUUAUUCAGACAAAAUUUUCGAAUUUAAACCUGAUUUCAGCCGUUAAAAUGGAAUUUCUAAUCAUUUUUGUUAAUAAAAUGUUCAUUAAACUAGACGAAAUAAUUAAAAAAGUUUCAGAAAUGAUCAAUGAUCAAUCCACUCUUCGUGAAUUAAUUAUAUUCUGGUUGGAAAAUGAUGAAAUUGUUCCCGAUGGUUUGAUUUUUUCUGAUAAUUUAGAUGAGUCAAACCAAAACUUGUAUUAUUUGCUAGAUAACAAUCCCCUAAGUAUCGAACAUGUUAAUAAUAGGAAGCUUACAAAAACGAAAAUAAACCAAUAUUUCUUAAAAAAGCAAUUAUCUCACUCGAAUCUACAAAAGCUAUUAUCAAUGUUUUUUCCUAAGAAAACCAAAACAGAUUACCAAUAUUUAACAAUGUGUUCUCCACUUCAAAAUAUUAUUAAUAUUAUCGAUAACAAUAUCAUUUUUCAGUUAUCCACUAAAAACUUCUUUGCAAAUGACUUUAUCUUCAAACUAAACAAUUUAAAAUAUUAUGAAGAGAGCUAUAAUUACAAUGAAAGUAAAUAUUUAUUUGAUAAAUUCACAAAAAUAAAUAAUAAUGAUAUUCCGAUUAAAGACUUAAGACAUUCACUAUCAAUUUAUUCGAUGACCAGACCAUUUGAUUGGAAAAAAAAUAUUGAUCAAAAAUCAGUAAAAUUGAGUUUUAUUAAUUCAGAAUCGCAAAAUAGAGAAUCUAAUUAUGAAAUAUUGACUACUCAGCUUUUAAUUAUUUCAGAAGAUGAAUUAACACGUAAAAUAGGCAAUGCUAUUAAAGAUGUUUUAUUAUUGUUGUCAAUAGAUAAAAUACAAGAACGAACUGACAUGCUGAUGAAUUUUUGGUUGUUUAUUAAGAGAAGUAUUUUUAUCAAAAAUGAGAAAUUAUUACAGUAUUAUUGCCCUCCAUUAGUUUUUCAUUGUAUAUUUGUAUUGAAAAUUUUAAUCAAAAACUCCAUAAAUUUGAUUGAAAAUGUUGCUUUUGAUUUCAAUAAUAUUUUGGCAUUAAUAAUCAGCUUCAUUUCAAUCCCAUUUAUCAAGCCAGGAAUUUCGUCUAAUACGAUUUUAUUUUCAAGCGAAAUAAUACCUGUUUAUACAAAUGAACUUCCGCCUUUAGAAUCACAAAUAUGCAACAUUUUGGAGAGUGUUUUAUCUUUACCAAAGUUUUCCAACUUAUUUGAUGAUUUUGAGGUUAUUUCAUUUGGAAUUAAAAAAUGGAUAGAAGACAAUGCAAAGGAUCAAAAGCCAAUAGGAGCAACUUUUAAGGCUUUUGAGCCAAUUAUAAAUCAUAUAGUCUGUGACAGUAACGCACUUUUUGUAUCAAUUCUUUUUAAUGCAAUUUUAUAUAGUCAGCCCAUGUUUGAAAAAGAAUAUUCUGUUGCCUGGAUAAAAAGAUGGAUUACUCAAAAAUAUUGGGAAGACAAAUUUGAAGAAUUAAUAAAUACAAGUUUUAAUGCAAAAAUCUCAGUUCAAGUUAGAAAAUUUCCGAAUGGAUCAGAUCUGUUCAACAACUUUACUAUUCCAUGGCUAAAUGCUAUAUAUCAAUUUGAUCAACUUUAUUCAAGAAAUUCCUAUGAAGGUAGUUUCUUUGUUGAAUCAUUUUCUAGAAUCAAAAGUAACUUUGAUGCUUGGAACGAAGAAUAUAAAAAAAAUACAUGGGAUAUUUAA
This is a messenger RNA of Cryptosporidium ubiquitum, 3804 nucleotides long. RefSeq lists its product as uncharacterized. The record is from RefSeq and is a predicted model, not a curated record. NCBI's taxonomy places the organism in Eukaryota, Apicomplexa, Conoidasida, Eucoccidiorida, Cryptosporidiidae. The transcript has 3 exons. Bases 1 to 3804 code for a protein of 1267 amino acids.